Molecule: messenger RNA, 842 nt
Organism: Closterium sp. NIES-67
Lineage: Eukaryota; Viridiplantae; Streptophyta; Zygnematophyceae; Desmidiales; Closteriaceae
Source: the annotation of a GenBank genome assembly
AGCCCUCAAAUAAGGCUUCGCUAAGACCUACCAGCUCACCCCUUGCAGGUAUUCCCCUUGGGUCUGUGGGUUGUGGGCAGCUGCACCAGCGGUCCUCCGUCUCCUUUCCCCUCUUCCCUGCAUAUUUACCUUUUCUCGCUUUGGCUACUGACUGCCCACUGACUGUGGGUGUGCGUGGCUGUUGCAGGUGGGGGGGAGGGGCGUGGGGGUCAACACCGACGCCCCCCGCGCCCCUCCCCUUGUGGCGGUGCAGGGGUGGGGGAGCAAGGGAAGGGAGCACUGCAGCGGGCAGCAAAGGGAGAGCAUGGGUGGAGGGUCCAGCACACAAGCUCACUCGGUGGCACUUAGAAGAAGCAGCAGCAGCAGCAGAAGCAGACGCAGCAGCAGCAGCAGCAGCAGCGGAAGCAGACGCAGCAGCAGAAGCAGCAGUAGGGGGGGCUUGGUAGCUAGAGGGCUGGCUAGUGUGAGAGAGGUACAAGGUAAGGUAAGGUAUGGCAUGGCAUGGCAUGACACGUGGUUGGUCAUGCUUCACAUCUCUCACUCCAUCUGCUCCCUCCCGCCGCCAGGUGUGCUUCUGCACUCAUGGGCUUGGCUGCUCACAGCCCAGGACAGGAGGACAGGAGGUGUCCCCCCACUCACCACCCCUUCUCCCUCCUCCUUCCUUCACCAGGUGUGUGCUCCAUUGGUGGGGAGGCAAAGGCAUGGCUGCUCACAGCAGGAGAGAAGGUGUCCCCCCCACUCACCACCCCCUCUCCCUCUCCUCCCCUCCCAGCGCCAGGUGUGCUCCUGCAAGCCCAAGGCAUGGGCACUCACAGCACAAGGAGAGGAGUCCCCCCACUCAA